CAGUAGGACCACAAGCAACCACCCUCCUGGAUAUAAACGGCACAAUGAUGUUUAAUGAAGAUUACCAAUCAUUGGUUCGGGGUCUUUCUGAAGUAGAUUUCACAGGAACUUCCAUACCUUGCAAACUGAUCCUUAUUGGAGACUCUGCAUUUCCUGUGCUGGUGUCCCCUGCAGGAGAUGUACUCAUUGCCGCAUCUCACUAUGGGAAGGGUCGAGUGGUAGUUAUGGCCCAUGAGAGUUACCUGAACAGCCCAAGCCUCUUGGGCUUCAUGCAGAAUGCAGUGUCAUGGCUGAAAGCAUCUGCAGAAGCUGUUAUUGGAGUACACAGCAGUCUGGACCUUCUUACAAAAACACUCCAAGACUCUGGUUGCACAGUUAAUAAAAUCUCUGGACUUACCCAAGGUCUGGGUGUUAUGUGCAUUGAUGGCUAUGACGACAGCCAGGCUAAAGACAUCAUCUCCUUUCUGUAUGAAGGUGGUGGUCUAUUAAUUGCAGCCCAGGCAUGGUACUGGUCUUACAGCCAUAAAAAUGAGAAUGUUCUGCUAGAUUUUCCUGGAAACAAAAUAAUAUCGGUUUCUGGCAUUUACUUUCAUGACACAUAUGGUGAAAGAGGGACAUUUACCGUGAGUCCAGACAUCCCUCACAUCCCAAUGUUCUCUGAUAUCAGCUUCUUGUUGGAUCUGAAUAUUCUUCUAAAAGACGUAGCCCUUCUAGACAUCAGUGGGUCAAGUACCCCUUCACAACUUCUUCUUCAUGGCCCUCUAACAUUUCCAGUUGGACUGAAUGAUGAAAAGAAAUGCUUCCUUGCUGCUGCAAUCUAUGGACGAGGACGAAUUGUUGUGGGAGCACAUGAAACCCUGUUCACUAAACCAGAGCUCAAAACAGUUAUACUAAAUUCUAUAUUAUGGCUUGGCUCAGGCAGAAAACAAAAAAUUGGUGUUAAUAAAGCAGUGGAAGGCUUCACUGAAUUGUUGAUGCAAGAAGGCUUUGAUUCUAGCACAUCAAGCCUAGAACCUGGGCUCAGUGUGUACUGCUGUGAUUCCUAUAGUGACAGUGAGGCAGAAAGUAUCAAGCGGUUUGUGGCUGAAGGAGGUGGACUGCUUAUUGCUGGACAAUCAUGGUACUGGUCCUAUAAGAAUCCAGAAAAACAUGUGGUUUGCCAAUACCCAGGAAAUAAAAUCCUGAACACGUUUGGGAUUAGCAUACUUGGUAAAUCAAUAACUAAGGGUGCGUAUAAGCCUGCAGACCCUGCAGCAGUGACAAACUAUUAUCAUUUUCCAAGAGCAUUCUCAGAGCUUUUGAAGAACCUACAAGAUGGAGUGGAGAUUCAACCUCCUCUCAGUUCCUGGCUGACCAAUAUAAGAGAAGAUGUCUCCAAUUUUAUGAGGCUGCCAGCCUCCCCACUUACUUAUUCAAUACAGCAAGAAUGUGUGUGCUUAGUGAAGAGAUGUGGGAUUCCUAAUGUCAGCCAGGAUUGCCCAGUGAAAAACAACUCUAAAGAUGCUUUAAUCCUUAGUCUUGCACAUGAUGUCUGCUGUUUUAACCAAAACAGCCAGAGUAUUAAUAACUUUCCUUUUAAAGAAAAGCCUUCAGUGACUGUGGAGAUUGAUGGAACAAAUCCAGGUGAAGAUGCAUGGAGAAGCACUGGGCUUUACCUGCCUCCUGGAAAAACAGCAGCACUUGUUUUUCCAGAGUCUGUCGUUGGGAAACAUCUGCAGGUUCAAGUUGGCUGUCAGUCAGAUGACCUAUCAUCUGUAGAGUCAUUGUGUCGAGCCCCAGUUGUUGUAAACCAAACCUCUGUUCAUGGUGAGAAGGUGUUAAUAUCCUAUGUUUGGGGUGGACUCAUUUACAUCAUUGUGCCGAAAAACAGCCACUUAGGAACCAUCUCAGUUAUGAUUUAUGGGGCAGAACCAGCGCCAAUCUACAUAAAAGGGAAGACCAGUGUCUCAUCCUGGGUGGAAAACCUCCGUACUCUUCCAGCUCCAUGGGCAGAGCUAGUUACAGAGAACAUCAUACUGACUGUGCCCUCAAGUGCAAUUCGCUCCCUCGAUGACCCAGAAGAGUUACUGACUCUGUGGGACACAUUCAUGGAGGCAGUUGCCGAGCUAGCAGCAAUUCCAAAGAAAUUUCUAAGGCCAGAGAGGAUCGUUACAGAUGUACAAAUUUCAGCUGGUUGGAUGCAUGCUGGAUACCCAAUUAUGUGCCACUUUGCAUCAACACCAGAUCUGGUAGACAUUCAGCAUAUAAAGAAAAUUGGUUUUUGGGGACCCAUACAUGAGCUUGGUCACAAUCAACAGAAAUGGUAUUGGGAGUUCCCCUCACAUACCACAGAGGCCACUUGCAACUUAUGGAGUGUGUAUGUUCAUGAAAACGUUUUGAAAAUUCCACGUAACAUAGCUCAUGGAUCAUUACAGCCAGAAACCAGGAAGAGUGCAAUCGAAACAUAUUUAAAAAGUGAAGCCAAACUAGAGAAUUGGAGUGUAUGGACAGCAUUGGAGACUUAUUUACAGCUGCAAGAAGGCUUUGGCUGGGAACCUUUCAAACGUUUAUUUGCGGAGUACCAGACUAUGUCAGGUAUUAGUAACAAUAACAAGGACAAGAUGAAUCUGUGGGCGGUGAAGUUCUCCGAAGCUGUAAAUAGAAACUUAGUUCCAUUCUUCAAGGCAUGGGGAUGGCCUAUUGAUGACAACACCAACACCGCAUUAUCUGGCUUACCUGAAUGGGAGGAGAAUCCAAUGAUAGCACAUCUCAAAGAGAUUAAAGCAUAAUCAGAUAAACAUACCUAUACUGUGUUAGCAUAAACUGAAUCUUUGUAGUUCUCUGAAUUCCUGUUGAAACGACUUUGUACAGUAAUGCUAGUACUUAGUGUUCUAAAACCUAUAAUUAAACAAGUCAUUAGAGUAUGACAUCAUAUCCUGCACUUUUAGAGCUUUUAAAAAUAUAUAUUUUCUUUAAUUGUUACCGACAAGCCACUAAUCAUUAAAAUGACUAUUGCUUAUGUUAGUGACUAGCCACAGUUUUGAAAGUAGAACAUCUUACCAAUUGCUACUGGUAUUUCCUGACUGAUAAAAGCUCUCAAAGAAAAGUGUAAUUGUUGUAAUUUCAACAUGACACAUUUUGCAAAGUUUUACCUUUAAAAACUUAAUUCACUCCUUGCAAUAUUUUUUGUUUGACUUCUAAAAUAUAAUUA
Pelobates fuscus (common spadefoot toad) is the source of this 3190-nucleotide messenger RNA. RefSeq names its product TRPM8 channel-associated factor homolog. Gene Ontology annotation, molecular function: transmembrane transporter binding. Gene Ontology annotation, cellular component: plasma membrane. Gene Ontology annotation, biological process: positive regulation of protein targeting to membrane. The record is from RefSeq and is a predicted model, not a curated record. NCBI's taxonomy places the organism in Eukaryota, Metazoa, Chordata, Amphibia, Anura, Pelobatidae. The transcript is spliced from 8 exons. The coding region runs from base 45 to 2768 and encodes 907 amino acids.